Messenger RNA from Dreissena polymorpha, 3971 nucleotides. RefSeq lists its product as uncharacterized. Lineage: Eukaryota; Metazoa; Mollusca; Bivalvia; Myida; Dreissenidae. Gene Ontology annotation, cellular component: membrane. The transcript has 18 exons. Bases 215 to 3886 code for a protein of 1223 amino acids. The record is from RefSeq and is a predicted model, not a curated record.
CUUCUAUUUCAAGCAGCUUUUGUGCUAUCUGUGAAUUGCAUCGGUGACAUUUUGGGAUAUUUAACGUCUAUCAUUAUUAUCGUUAUCUGUAACUUGCAUCGAAGACAUUCGAGAAUAUUCAAAGGAAUUGUUUUGGGUUUUCGAAGACCAAGAAAAAGCCUCGGUUCUCUGUUACGCAUUUUACAUGUGAGUGUCUGGGUUUGAAUGGUUAAGAAUGCGAUAUCAGAUGCUGCUGUUGCUGUUGCUGUCGAUGGUAGUUAAUGCUGAAAUUGUCAGUUCCAAGGGAAAGGAUUUUGUAAUUGCCCUCAUGCAACAAAUUUCGUCCGGGUCGGCGACGCUUCAAAUUUCCAGUGACGUCACAACGACGGUUACAAUCGAAGCGCCAUUUAUCGGAUACCAGCGAACGCUGAGCAUUGGACCCGGCUUGAUAGAAACCCGGAUGGAGUCUACACUUAGGGAAACCAGCUCCAAGAUUUCCUUCAAAGGCAUCCGUGUCAAAUCUGAGAAACCUAUCUCGAUCGUUGUUAUUGACGACACCAGUCCAAGCGUCGGUGCGUUCCUUGCACUUCCGGUGGAGAGCCUUAGCCACGAGUACAUGGUCGUCUCCCAUCCGGGCCGGAAGAGCGAGCUGAUAGUGUCGCCGGCGGCUGACAGAACUACGGUAUCCAUCUCGUUGAGGACGACAAGCAACGUGACGUUUAACGGACUGGUGUAUAGCAGCGGCGAGGUAAUACGAGAGGUCCUGGACAGCUUUCAAACGUGGCAAAUACAGAGCGACAGCGAUCUGACCGGGACGGUGAUUAAGUCCGACGGCAAGGUGUUUGCGUCUUCCGGAAGUCAGUGUGCGCAUAUACCGGAAGUAGCCAAAGAUUGCGACUUCAUAGUGGAACAGUUGACGCCGGCUAUUUCAUGGCAGACGGACUACAUAGUGCCUUUGGCGCGGUCAUGUUUGAACACUGUACGUAUUAUUGCGCGUGAUGAUGGUGCCAACGUGAAAGUCACGCAUGCCGGACGCAGUUGGUCCACUACGCUGACCGCUGGUGGGUUUGACGACCGAAGCUUUCCACAUGACCCCGCAUCGGAUCCUGUGGUUAUCGUGCAGUCGAGCAGACCGGUCAUGGUGACCAAUAUCAUAUCAUCAGAUCCAAACGCAGCACCGGAAGUCUGCGGACCGGCCAUGACCGUAAUACCAGCCGUGACCCAGUUUAUUGAUUCCUACAACUUUCGGAUACCAUCAGUGCGCAGGAGCGAUUUGAAACUUAUACUGCCGGCGGCGAAAAUGAACGGCGUUCUUAUUAACGGACAACCGUUACACGUUAUGUCAUCAGUUCAUGUGUUCACUGGAACGUUUUUUGAUUAUUACGUCAUCGACGCCGGUACAUCAGGUCUAGGGAAUGAUUUAAACAUCACGCAUCGCGAGAAUAUCGAUUUUGGUGCUGUUUUCUAUGGUAUGAUGGGAAGUGACUCGUUCGCACUACCGCUUGGAAUGUCUUUGGAUCUAACGAAUGCUAAUGACGUCAUUCGCUUGGUGGGUGGCAGUUCUGCAGCGAAUGGCCGGGUGGAGGUGUAUCACCAUGGUAACUGGGGCACCGUCUGCGACGCAGCGUUCGACAGAAAGGACGCCGCCGUCGUGUGUCGGCUGCUCGGCUUCUACUUCGGAGCUGCGGAUCCCGUCCCCAGUAGGUACGGCCCCGGGAAGGGGAUGGUGAUGGUUGACAACCUGGACUGUGACGGGGUAGAGGCUGACCUUCACCUUUGCAGGUCAGGGCCGUGGGAACAAUCCACUUGCCCGCAUUCAAGGGACAUCGGGGUUAAUUGCUCUACCGAUCUGCGACUAGUUGGGACGACAGACCCGAGGGAGGGGCGCGUGGAGGUUUUUUACAAUGACGAGUGGGGGACCGUCUGCGACGACUACUUUGACAGGCGGGAGGCAGAGGUCGUCUGCAGGGCGCUGGGCUUCGGCGUGACUGGUUACUUCUACACGGGAGGGGGCGGGGCGGGCCGACAGUGGCUGGAUGACCUUCAGUGCUCGGGCCGGGAAGCGGAUAUUGGUCAGUGCAUGUCCAAGAACUGGGGCGUCACGGACUGUGGGCACGACGAGGAUAUCUGGUUAGCCUGUUACCCGCAGACGAAGGUCAGACUUGCGGGAGGUCGGUCUUCUGCCGAGGGAAGGCUCGAGGUGUACGCGAAGAGCGGCUGGCAUAGCGUGUGUGAUCACAUGUUUGACGUCAAUGAUGCAAGCGUCGUCUGCACGAUGCUCGGGUACUCCGGAAUGCAGACCGGCAGUACCGCGCAGAUAAGCGUUUACACACAUGCGCAGUUCGGUCAAGGUCAAGGCCAGGUUGCUAUCGAUGAGCUGAACUGCACCGGACACGAGGCUGACAUCGCGGACUGCCCGUCUCGUCCCUGGUUGGUCACUUCCUGCUCGCACCUGCAUGACGUUGGUGUUGGGUGCGCGAGUUCGAUACGCAUGGUGAACGGAACGAGCACCACUAACGGUCGCCUGGAGGUGUACUUCCGAGGACAAUGGGGCACGGUGUGCGAUCGAAACUUCGGUGCAUCAGACGCACAGGUCGUCUGCAACCAGCUGAAUUUCCCAUACUUUUCUGGAUACAACUCCGUUAAAACCGGAAGUUACUACGGAAGCGGAAACAGGCCUGUGGUUAUUGACAAUGUCGGUUGCAAUGGCGACGAGAUCGACAUCGCGUUGUGCGCAUCAAACCCUUGGCUCAGCAGCACUUGCAGCGACAACAGCAUAGUUGGGGUUGAUUGUGGAACGAGCGUGCGACUUGUUGGUGGUUCGUCGCCUACGGAAGGUAGGGUGGAGGUCUACUAUAACGGAAGAUGGGGCACAGUCUGCUCGGACAACUUCGACCAGCGAGAUGCUGACGUCAUCUGCGAUCAACUAGGCUAUAGAUUUGGGACUCCUAGGAAGGUGUAUGUAAACGGCCACUACGGGCAGGGAAGCGGACCAAUCACCGUAGACGAGUUGCAGUGUGACUCAACAGAAAGCGACAUUCAGUUCUGUGUUUCCGAUCCGUGGCUGUCACAUGACUGCACACACGCGCAGGACGCCGGCGUUGAUUGCGGAUUGCGCCUCAGGGACACUCUUGCUUCUGACAGCAUCUGUACCUCCUCACGCUGGAACAUCCGGUUGGAUAUGCGCCUCAUGGAGCGAGUAUUCCCUCACUCGAACGCGGGCGACAUUGCCCUCGGUCAGACUCAGCACUGCAGUGGUCAACUUCAAGGUCACGAACUUGUUUUCACGAACGGUCUGAGCUCAUGCGAUACAACAGUUACGACGACCCCGGAGUUCAACGUGUAUACGAAUCAGCUCCAGUAUCUAUAUCACGACCCUCUACACCCGAGCAUCAUCAGGAACGUGAAUUGGACGUUCACACUCAACUGCGAAAUAUUCAGAAAUGGGUCCGUCAACUUCGGCAUCAACCCGGGAAAUAGCAACACUGGAAACUCGAUAGAUUCCACUGCUCAUUUCACCAUCGUACAGACAUUUUAUAGCGGGUUUGUGAACCAGCAGUUUGUGAAUCCCCUUCCGGACAACCCGCUCCAGCUAGCGAUCAACUCCGACGCGUACGUCCGUCUACGCUCUCCCGACGCCGACGGGAAUACGAAGAUGAUCGUCCAGUCGUGCUUGGCAACGCCGACGAACAACAAAAACGACCCGCGAAGGCUGCCGUUGAUUACAGACAGAUGCGAGUCAGACCAAUCCGUGCAGAUAGUCCUGUCUUCGUCACAUGACUUUGGUUUCAAAUUCCACGCGUUCUCGUUCGACCAAUCCAAUCAGGGCAUCUUCAUCCACUGUGAAGUCAAGUUCUGCCCCGUGACGUCAUUCACCCCAGAGUGUCAACAGUUUUGCCGUCACUGAAAUCUGAUGACCACGAGUUAUUAAAGCUUUGUUUCGAGCUGUGUUAAACAAGGAAAAUAGAACAUCAAUAAAUAAUUGUAUAUUC